Molecule: messenger RNA, 1956 nt
Organism: Jaminaea rosea
Lineage: Eukaryota; Fungi; Basidiomycota; Exobasidiomycetes; Microstromatales
Product: FAD/NAD(P)-binding domain-containing protein
Exons: 4
Coding region: 1-1956 (651 amino acids)
Molecular function (GO): flavin adenine dinucleotide binding; NADP binding; N,N-dimethylaniline monooxygenase activity
Source: RefSeq, a predicted model, not a curated record
AUGUCGCCCGCAGUCGCCUCUUCUUCUUCUUCUUCUUCGCGGAAGCCGCCUCUCCGCGUAGCCAUCAUCGGGGGUGGUCCCUCCGGACUCGUGACGGCCAAGACUCUCCUGGACGGGGCGAGUAGGUGGCGAGAGGAAGGCUUCGAGGUGGAAGUGAGCCUCUUUGAGCAGGAGAAGGAGGUAGGCGGGACUUUUCGGUACCGCAGCUAUGCGCACGCCUCCCUCGUCUCAUCCAAACAGCUCACGAGCUUUUCGGACUUUCGCAUGCCAUUUGCGCACAAUGACCACCUGACUUUACCAGAGUACUGCGACUACCUCUCGGCGUACGCGCAGCAUUUUCGCCUCCCGGAACGAUGUAAACGUUGGGCGCUUGGUACGCGGGUGGUGCAGGUGCGCAGGGCGAGGGAGGAGGAGGAUGGGAAUCACGUUGUGACCUGGCAGGGCGGCGAGGUGGAGAGCGCACAUUUCGAUGCUUUGGCGCUCUGCACGGGUCUGCACGUCGAGCCUAGCGUGCCGGAGAUUCCUGGGCUCCCCCACGUCAGUACGGCGGGCGCGAAGGGGAGCAAGCGGGGUGAGAAGGAGCAGGAGUACACGCCACCGAACCUCACGCCGGAUCAAGCACGUAUCACGACCCUGCACAGCGCCACGUUCAAGGAUCCGGCCAUCUUCACGGGCAAGCGCGUGCUCAUCAUGGGGACAGGGGAGACGGGAAUGGACCUCUCCUACCUAGCAGUCAAAGCUCGCGCCUCCUCAAUCGUCCUCUGCACUCGCGGCGGGUUCCUCUCCUUCCCCGCGGUCCUCUCCGACUUCACCGUCCUCGGCCAACGCUUCGAGGGAAAGCUACCCAUCGACGGUCUCAUCUCCAACCUCUGCGAGACGGCCUACGUCCACCCCUGGAUCGGGGCUUCACGCCUACGCUGGUUCGUGAGCGAUUUCGGGCUGCGCAACGUAGUCCUCCCAGCCUUGACGGGUACGAAAGCUGGUUGUUCCCAGUGGGUCGGGGAGCUCCCGCCGGAGAAGCAGGGGAGGGCGUACGUGUUUCUCAACAAGAGCGCAAAGGCUAUGCCGUACAUCAAUCGGCCUUACAAGAAGAGAUCCAGGUGGGCAGAGCGAUUCGCCGAGUAUCUCAACCCGCCCGACUACACAGAGGAGGAAGUCGGGAUCGAUCUUGCCCCCUUUCCCUCGCAUGUCACGCCAGAGGGGGAGGUGGUGUUCACGCGCAACGGCAGGAAGGAAGAUCUGCGCAUGCGCGAGAAGCUCCGCGAAGAGCCCUUCAAGCCAGACGUGGCCGUCUAUGCUACCGGGUACUCUCAGUCAUUUCCCUUUCUUACCGACGACUAUCCACUGCCCCGCGAGGCCGACGUGCGAGGCGUGUGGAAGCGGGACGAUCCGAGCGUAGCCUUCAUCGGUUUCACCCGACCGGGCGUGGGGGCCAUCCCUCCUCAAGCGGAGAUGUGCGCUCAGCUCUGGUCGCUGGUCCUCGCUGGGAAGCUGAGCCCGCCGAGGGGGAAAGGGCAUUACAAUCUCCUCCAACCGGCCGAGGCCCGCAUUACGUACGGGGUGGACUAUUCGGCUUACGUCUCUCAGUUGGCGAGGGAUAUGCACAGCGAUCCGGGACUGUGGGAGCUGUGGCGCGAUUAUGGAGUCAAGACGAUGCUGUGCUACGCGUUGGGGGCCGCUUUCACGGUCUUCUAUCGAUUGGAGGGGCCGUGGAAGGACGCGCGAGUCAAGGAGACGGUGGAGCGCGAGCUGUGGGAUACGAUUGUGAGGCGUGGAGUGGGUGGAAACUUGAUGAUGGGCGUGAUCCCGAUGAUCUUCUACGGCUGGCUCAACGCCCUCGCCUGGCUUCUCGAGCAGGUCCUCCACCUCGCCCUCCUCCCUGCCCGCGUGCUCGGCGUGGUAGAGAAGGAGAGCGCCCCUCCUGCCGCCCUCGUAGACGUGCGCAAGCGUCGUUGA